GUGUCACCCGUGUGUGGAUAUCAGAGCUGGAAAAGACAAUAUGUUCAGCAACAAACAAUGAAAUCCGUUCAGCAAGAGCAUAGCAUUUUUUUUACCAGCGUUACGAGCACAUACGAUAAAAUGGUAUUAAAUUAGCUUAAUUUAUGACUUUAUUUGAUUAUAAGAACUUAAUAUCUUCACAUUGCAGUAUCAGGAACAUAAUUUAUAGCCCGUAGGCUUAACAGAGAAUACACGAAUUUAAUUAAUAAGAAUGCCCUUUUUAUGGUUAUUAGUAAUAUCCAGGCAUAAUAAUCAGUCCCUGAGUUUCAAAAUCAAACCUCCACCUUUUAUGGUAAGAAUAAAUGUAACAUCAGCCUCUUCAUAUUUCUGUACACAUGCAUCCAGAAACCAAGGAGUGUUUACUGUAAGCAGGACUGUUUCGGUCCCUGUCUGAGUUCAGCGUUGGCCUGGGUGCUUUCAGGCUGGAUGGCCGGCCGUAAAAACUUAAAAAAGAGGAGAGCUGGGAGCAGAGAAACGAGAGGGGACUGGGACAGGUGCCGUCGGUGGCCAUUAAAGCCACAGCUAGGAAGGUGGAGUUUGUAUUAUACUUGAGACAGAAGCUGAUUUGCUGUUAGCUCUACACUCAUUCACCACCUGGUUUUAUUUUUAUUUUUUUAAAUCCGUGCUGUCCUAAAAAUCUUUGUGCUGAAGUCCGGCGCACAUCGGCACACACAAUAGAAGAGCAACGGCAUUGUGUGAUUCAUCAAGGAGUUCUAACCUGUUAGUUUCGCAUUACGGAUAAUAACUGCUCAAAUCCAGAGAAAACUUUGUAUUCCAAGGGGACGAGGAGCUGGAACUAACGUUCUUUAUUUUUGUGGGAGAUGGAGGGCGAGAACAAGGCAGUGAUCAAUUCCCAGUUUUACAAAAUGACCGGCAUGGAUGACGGAAAUCGCAGACGGGUGGUAUCCAAGAACGGGCACAGCAACGUAAGAAUCGAUAACGUGGAGGGCAUGGUCAAGCUGUACCUCCACGACAUCUGGACCACCGUCGUGGACGUGAGAUGGCGCUACAAGUUGACCCUGUUCUCCACCACAUUCCUGAUGACCUGGUUCGUCUUCGGCAUUAUGUACUACUACAUCGGCAUGCGGAACGGAGACAUGGAUGACGAGCGGGAUUCCAACCACACACUUUGCGUGGAAAACAUGGAGAGCAUGACAGGCGCCUUCCUCUUCUCCCUGGAGUCGCAGACCACCAUCGGCUAUGGCUACCGGUACAUCUCUGAGGAAUGUCCCCUGGCCAUCUUCACGCUGGUGGCCCAGCUGGUCCUCACCGGUCUGGCUGAGAUCUUCAUUACGGGUACCUUUCUGGCUAAGCUGGGCCGACCCAAGAAGAGAGCGGAGACCAUCCAGUUCAGCAAGCUGGCGGUAGUCUGCAGGCACGAGGACAAGCUCUGUCUGAUGGUGCGAGUGGCCAAUAUGAGGAGAAGUCUCCUUAUCCAGUGUCAACUGGCCGGACGGCUGCUCUUCCCUCACGAGACUUUAGAAGGAGAGAAGACCCUGGUUCAACAGACGGGUGUGGACUUCCGAAUGGAUGGCAGCACUGACUGCCCCUUCCUCAUCCUGCCGCUGACCUUCUACCACGUCCUCGACGAGUCCAGCCCGCUGUGGGGCCUCACCGCUGAGAACUUGCCCACCCGCGACUUCGAGCUUGUCCUGACCCUCAACGGCACCAUGGAGUCCACGGCCGCUACCUGUCAGAGCCGCACUUCCUACACCCCCGAGGAGAUCCUCUGGGGAUAUGAGUUCAAGCCCAUGCUUUUCGCGUCCUCCCAGGGCAAAUAUGUGGCUGACUUCAAGUGCUUCGAUGGUGUGGUGCAGUCCAGCGACCCGUCCAUGCGGACCUGCAACUGCGGGAAGCUGAAGCUGGAAGAGGAGGUCAAGAAAUAGUGGGGGGCAAGACUCUCCCCGCAGCUUCUCGACCAGUGAAUAGACGGGAAAUAUAAGGCCUUAAUUUUGGGAAAUGGGGUUUUAGCUUUACGUAACUUAUGGAAGUUAGCGGUCAAAUUAUGCGACUCUAUUUUUUUCUUUAAAAAGAAUCAUAGGGGACACUGGGCACAUUUGUUGAAUGCUGUCAGUUCUUCAAAGAGAAACAGCAAUCUUCCUUCAUAACUUAUAUUCCCCCAAAUGCCAGGGAUGUUUAGCAAACUAGUAUAACUUUUAAAGGAAAAAAUGUUUUUUCCAUUGUCAUUUUUCUACAUUUCAUAAAAAUCAGAAUGAAAAAAAGAUUAACUGCGGUCUCUCCUACUUAAGUAUAAGUUUUGACCUCUUGGUUUAGACCAUCAGAUUUCUGUUUUCUUAGAUCUAAUUGGUGGUUGCCAUUAAGAGGACUGUAGCUAUUAAAUAAGCUUUGGUUAAGCGUG
Molecule: messenger RNA, 2398 nt
Organism: Paramormyrops kingsleyae
Lineage: Eukaryota; Metazoa; Chordata; Actinopteri; Osteoglossiformes; Mormyridae
Gene: kcnj15
Product: potassium inwardly rectifying channel subfamily J member 15
Biological process (GO): regulation of monoatomic ion transmembrane transport; potassium ion import across plasma membrane
Cellular component (GO): plasma membrane
Molecular function (GO): inward rectifier potassium channel activity
Source: RefSeq, a predicted model, not a curated record